Malus domestica (apple) is the source of this 2526-nucleotide messenger RNA. RefSeq lists its product as uncharacterized. The record is from RefSeq and is a predicted model, not a curated record. Lineage: Eukaryota; Viridiplantae; Streptophyta; Magnoliopsida; Rosales; Rosaceae. Gene Ontology annotation, molecular function: protein dimerization activity; DNA binding.
GGAAAUAAAAAAUAAAAAGUUGAAAAAAGAAGGAACGAGAAAAGAGAGGAUAAAGAAGAAAAACCUAAAUCCACACACAGUCCGGGCGAUACAAAACGGAAACCCCCAAACCUCCGAUUUAUCGCGAUAAUUAAAGAAAAACCCUGAAAAAUCAGCCCUCCUCCGUUUUUCUCUCCGUCGAGAACCAAUAACCAGUCUCCUCUCUCCAUCUCUGCGCAGGCAUGCGCAUACCAGAGACCCGAUAAUCAGCUACUUUCUGCUGAGUUUUGCUUUGCACCGUCGUAGGUUGACAUACAGCGCCCGAAAGAAUGGUUCGAGAGAAGGACUCCUGUUGGGAAUAUGCUGAUAAAUUGGAUGGAAACAAGGUGAGAUGCAAGUUUUGCCAGAGAAUUCUGAAUGGUGGCAUUAGUAGAUUGAAGCAUCAUCUAUCUCGACUUCCAAGUAAGGGUGUAAAUCCGUGUAGCAAAGUAAGAGACGAUGUUACUGAUAAGGUGAGGACCAUAAUAGCAGCAAGGGACGAGAUCAAAGAAACUCCUAGUAGUAAGAAGCAAAAGUUAGUAGAAGUGAAAUCUCCUGGAACUGGAAAUGUCUCUGCUAGUAAAUCUCUCGUGUCUUUGGACACACCACAAACUCCAAUUCAGAAAGUUUUUCCUAACGUCACCGUCACUCCAGUGGUCCUUUCCGGGCCUCCCCCCUUGAAUAGCCAUGAGAAUGCAGAGAGAAGUAUUGCGCUGUUCUUUUUCGAGAACAAGCUUGACUUCAGUAUAGCCCGUUCUUCGUCCUAUCAGCAAAUGAUUGAUGCCAUAACAAAGUGUGGUCCUGGAUUUGUAGGUCCAUCUGCAGAAACUUUGAAGACUAAAUGGCUGGAAAGUAUCAAGUCUGAAAUGAGCCUACAGUCAAAAGAUAUUGAAAAAGAGUGGACUACCACGGGUUGCACCAUCAUCGCUGACACAUGGACUGACAAUAAGUCAAGAGCCUUAAUCAACUUUUUGGUUUCAUCACCCUCACGGACCUUUUUUCACAAGUCGGUGGAUGCAUCUGCGUAUUUCAAGAACACAAAAUGCUUGGCGGAUUUAUUUGAUUCUGUUAUACAAGAUUUUGGCCCGGAAAAUGUUGUGCAGAUCAUCAUGGAUAGUAGUUUCAACUAUACUGGGGUUGCAAACCAUAUCUUGCAGAAUUAUUCGACCAUUUUCGUGUCUCCUUGUGCCUCUCAAUGCUUAAAUCUUGUUUUGGAGGAAUUCUCGAAGGUAGAUUGGGUGAAUAGAUGCAUCUCACAAGCACAAACCAUUUCGAAGUUCAUCUAUAACAAUGCCCCGAUGCUUGAUCUGAUGAAAAAGUUUACUGGGGGACAGGAACUCAUUAGAACCGGCAUCACGAAGUCUGUUUCCAACUUCCUCUCCUUGCAAUCUAUCUUGAAGCAACGGUCAAGGUUGAAGCACAUGUUCAACAGCCCUGAGUAUUGCACCAACUCAUCUUAUGCGAAUAAAACACAGAGCAUUUCGUGUAUUUCCAUUGUCGAGGACAAUGAUUUCUGGAGGGCAGUGGAAGAGAGUGUGGCCAUCUCCGAGCCAUUUCUCAAAGUGUUGAGGGAAGUGUCUGGAGGAAAACCUGCUGUGGGUUAUAUAUAUGAGCUAAUGACCAGGGCCAAGGAAUCGAUAAGGACAUACUAUAUAAUGGACGAGAAUAAGUGCAAGACCUUCUUAGAUAUCGUAGACAGAAAGUGGCGGGAUCAACUUCAUUCGCCUCUACAUGCAGCAGCAGCGUUUUUAAACCCCGGCAUCCAAUACAAUCCGGAAAUCAAAUUUCUUACAUCUAUUAAGGAGGACUUCUUUAAAGUUCUGGAGAAGCUUCUGCCUGUGCCUGAGAUGAGACGCGACAUCACGAGUCAAAUAUUUACAUUUACGAAGGCAACUGGGAUGUUCGGUUGCAGCCUCGCAAUGGAAGCAAGAGAUGUAGUUUCACCUGGCCUUUGGUGGGAACAAUAUGGCGAUUCUGCACCCGUGUUGCAACGUGUUGCCAUCAGAAUACUCAGCCAAGUUUGCAGCACAUUCACAUUCGAGAGGAACUGGAGCGCAUUCCAGCAGAUUCACUCGGAGAAGCGCAAUAAGAUCGAUAGAGAAACACUCAACGACCUCGUCUACAUAAACUACAACCUCAAGUUAGCAAGGCAGACGAGAACGAAAGCUUUGGAAGCAGAUCCGAUUCAAUUCGACGACAUUGACAUGACAUCGGAGUGGGUGGAGGAGAGUGAUAGUCCAAGCCCUACUCAAUGGCUUGAUCGGUUUGGGUCUGCUCUGGAUGGGAGUGACUUGAACACAAGACAGUUUAGUGCUGCCAUGUUUGGUUCAAACGACCACAUCUUUGGUUUAUGAUUGUGACUGCCUUUUGUAUUCCUUGAAAGGUACUUCCUCCUGUAAGUGCUAUUUGUACUCAUCCGAACAAUGUUAUUUGUAGAGGCGAGCCUCACUUGGACGGAAGAAUAACUGUUAUAAAAAGUUAGUCAAUAAUAUAGUCUAAAUAGCAGCA